AUGACUACCUGGAGUGAGAGAGCUAAAGGUUUGCGAGACACCAAAGAUGUGGAUGAACUGGAAAAGAAGUACGACGAACUAUGCGAGUAUUACGAUGAGGGAAAUCAUGAGCCACAGUACUUAAGCAACGCUCCUUAUGAAACAGCCAGGGCGGUCAUCCAGCUCGAACCAAAUCGAAAUGUCAAGAUACUCGAUGUCGGGUGCGGUACAGGACUUGUUGGUGAAGAGCUGUUCAGGGAAGGAUACCAAAAUAUCCAUGGAGUGGAUAUGUCUGCUGGUAUGCUGAAAAUGUGCAAGAAGAAGAAUGUCUACUCGAAACUGGUUCGGGCCAGGUUUGGUCCAAGCGAACCUCUUGAGUACGUUAAUGGUUAUUUUGAUGUAGUCAUGUCAUGUGGAACGUUCGUGCCCGGUGCUCAUUUGAACCAGACAUGUCUCCCAGAGUUAUUUCGCCUCCUAAAACCCGGUGGAUACAUGGUGAUUGCGACUCGACAGAAAGCUUUUGAAGAAGAGCUUGGAGGCCUGGAACUUAAAAGUACCUUACCACAUCUUGUCGAAGAGGGAGUUCUGGCGAAACUGUCGCAUGAUGUAAUAAGAUACACAACAGAAAUUAACAUUGAUAUUCCUGGCGUCAUAUUGUCAUACAUUUUACUACCAGCAGAGAAAGAGCAAAAUACCAAAUGAGAGGUGGUAAAGGGGAGGAUUUAUUGACUAUUCUUUCUACAAUAAUGAUAAAUAGAUAAUACAUGAAUAGUUUAUAUGAUUGAUAGUAGUGCUGAAUAAUAAUUUAUAUUAUGAAAAACUUUAAUUUGGUAAGCCUAACUACUACUAUGCAUGUAUCCCUCAAACAAUUCUACCACUACACAUUUUAGAUUCUCCUGUAUCACAUAAUAUUAUUGACAGAAUAUCCUUUCAUUAUACAGAAACUUUCGGUAAAAAACAAUGUUGUACGAAUGUCAAAACAACUACAGAGAGAGUCAGAAAAUUAUGCACAGAUGUUACUACUUCUUUCACAAUUUGUUUAAUUUUUCACACAGCCAUGCCGCCACUUAAUUGGCGCAACUUAUAUUUGACUUCCUUCCGUAUAUAGGUUGUCUCGCCGUCAGUCAUACAUGCAAAGAUCCAUAUGAAAACAGCACCAGAAAAUAAUGAAAGAAAUAAUCUACCCGCAUAUACAAGUCAAUACUAACUUCAUACAUUAUGACUUCGAGCUGAUUUGAAAUUUUUAUGGGAUUCGUGUAUAAUUAGCAACUCGUAGUCUGUAUCAGACCUUUAAUUUUCUCUGUAUGAUGUGGCAAUAUGAGACUAACCAGAGAAUUAUUAUGUUAUCAUCUUUUAAUAUUCAACGGACUUUAUACGCAGUCAUUGGAAUUAACAUUUUUGGGAAAUAGUACGUAACUUUCUAUUGUUAUAUUAAUGUUAGUACGAAUUUUUAUUUUCUUUCAAUUUUUCUGACAGUUUCAACAAUAUCUGACAAAUAAAGAGAGAAACAAGUUGGAAGUUGUUCAAAGGGGGUCCAAUGCACAAUUAAAAACAAUCCUUAAAUAUAGAUAUCAAGACUCCUAGAUUCACAUUUAAUAUUACAUUUUUCAUUCAAUAAAAGUCACGUACUAAUGUUUAAGGCAAUAGGCCUAUAAUUUUAGUAAAAACAUAUAUUAUUUUCAAGUAAAUGAAAUUCAGUGUUCAAGUUCGACUUUCAUUUUAUUUGAAUUUGCCUCUCUACAUAAUAUGAUAAAUACUGUCUGUAAUACUGUAGUAACAUAAGAAGUGAAAUGCAACUCAAACUAUAUUUGUCGAUCAGCGGGGUUUUUCAUGAAAAGAAUUCGGUUCACCGACUCAUUUGUUCUAAGCCAAUCAGAUGCAAGAACUUCAGUAGCUUAUAACAGUUGUCCAUGCUGUCAGUGAAAACCAAUAGUUGCUUUAUAAAAUGUUUCCAUGAUAUGCCGUGGACAUAUAACACAAUCUGAUUUAAAAUGACACAUGUCGAUGGCUUAGUCAAAAGAUGCAUGCAAUAAAACCCUAUCAUGUUAAAGACCCAAAUCGGAUCCAAAGUUGAAUUUGACAAAAUACCAACCGAAAGCUAAUACAAACAACUAAACAAAGUACAGUGCAAGUUUUGUGCACUUAUUUUGUUUAAGAAAAGCUUUCAUUUUGGGGCUUCGAAAAUAAUAUUUCUUGUGCUUUUUACCCACUUCAAAUCCGUG
Lytechinus pictus (painted urchin) is the source of this 2201-nucleotide messenger RNA. Its product is annotated as methyltransferase-like protein 27. Gene Ontology annotation, biological process: ubiquinone biosynthetic process. Bases 1 to 681 code for a protein of 226 amino acids. Gene Ontology annotation, molecular function: S-adenosylmethionine-dependent methyltransferase activity. The record is from RefSeq and is a predicted model, not a curated record. The transcript is spliced from 5 exons. NCBI's taxonomy places the organism in Eukaryota, Metazoa, Echinodermata, Echinoidea, Temnopleuroida, Toxopneustidae.